Notolabrus celidotus (New Zealand spotty) is the source of this 2247-nucleotide messenger RNA. Its product is annotated as pyroglutamyl-peptidase 1-like. The transcript is spliced from 5 exons. Gene Ontology annotation, cellular component: cytosol. Bases 150 to 800 code for a protein of 216 amino acids. The record is from RefSeq and is a predicted model, not a curated record. Gene Ontology annotation, molecular function: pyroglutamyl-peptidase activity. NCBI's taxonomy places the organism in Eukaryota, Metazoa, Chordata, Actinopteri, Labriformes, Labridae. Gene Ontology annotation, biological process: proteolysis.
AUGACCCAUCUGGAUUAGUUGUUUCACUUCCUUUCAGCUCUGACCCAGAAGAAGACGCAACACUCGCACAGACAAUCCUGAGGUUCCCAUUUGGGAUAUUUGAUCCUCUCUUUAUUCCAUGACAAUUCCUGUCAUAACAGCAGAGGAGAAUGGCCAAUAAGAAGAAAGUGAUAGUAACAGGCUUUGAGCCUUUUGGUGAACAUGCAGUGAACUCCAGCUGGGUGGCAGUGCAGGAAAUGGAAAAAUUAGGUCUGGGUGAAGCAGUGGAUCUUCAUGUGUGUGAGGUGCCUGUUGAAUACCAGGCUGUUCAGACCCUUCUGCCGUCUCUAUGGAAAGAGCACCAGCCUCAGUUGGUGGUCCAUGUGGGUGUUUCGGGGUUAGCCACCACCGUCACUCUGGAGCAAUGCGGACACAACAAGGGCUACAAACGACGGGAUAACUGCAGCUUCUGCCCUGCUUCACAGUGCUGUAUGGAGGAUGGACCUGAGUGUAUACACUCUGUCCUCGACAUGGAGACAGUCUGCAAGAGGGCCAAUGACUCGGGCUCAGGAGUCUCGUUCUCUGUGUCAAAAGAUGCAGGAAGGUAUCUAUGUGACUACACCUACUACACUUCUCUGCACCUGGGCCAGGGUUGCUCUGCCUUCAUCCAUGUACCCCCGUUAGAAAAACCGUACAGCAGCAAGGAACUGGGCAGAGCACUUCAGGCGGUCGUACAGGAGAUGUUGAAACUGCUGGAUGAAGAUCACAAACAGGACACGCAUUGCAAUCACACACAUCAACACCAACAGGACCAUUGUUAGUAUACUUUGGUGCUUUUUCACUGUGUAACAGUGCCAACACUAAGCCAUGUGUUCUAUCUCAAAAAACAUUGAGGUCUUACAAGGGUUGUUGUGAAAAGAGCAUUCUGAAAACAGCAUCUGUUUAUAAUUGACAUUGUGUAAGUCUUUGCAUGUGUGGGUUUGAAUGUGUGUGCGGGAGUAGUGGGCAUCAUCGAGUAUUAGUCAUAUUGCUGUCUUCAUUCCUGAUCCUCUUAAAGACUGUGAAAAUCGAUGUCAAUUCAACAACUUAGACAUCAAAUGUGGCACUGUGAAAAGGGGACUAUCUUACCACUUUUACAUGACAUUAAUAGAACUUACAACAAGGCUUAUGAAACUACAAGUGAUACAUGAUAAUGCACUAUGGGACCUUUUCUUGUGACACAAACUUGCAUUACACUAACCUUUCUCUGCUUUGAUGAACUUCUAGUCUCCUAAAUCCUCUCUGUGUGAUUUGACUGUUUUCUUGGAAUGAUCAUUCCUUUUUGUUUCUUGAAUCUGCACUAGUGAAAAGUGAUGAAUUUAAAAUGAUGGUAUCCUGCAGAAAUGUAAAGAUUUAAAUUAAGAGUGAUUUGUUCAUCUCAGGGAAUAUAUUGCGCAUAAAAUCAAAAUUAAAGCUCCUGUGAGAAGUUUUUAACUGGUCAUCAAACAGGCUGGAAUGAAUAUUGAUGCUUCUAUUUUAAACUACAAAAGUAAUUGGAACCAUCAGGAAGUGGACCGACUAUUGUUAUAGAGAGCAUUUUAUUUCCUGAAACAGAUGCUGCAGGGUAGGUGUCGAAUGCUGCCAAAACAGCCUUUUUAACAUUUGCAUGCCAAACAUUCACAGUGAAUGAUUCUUUGACUGUACAACAGGAUGUUUGCUAAAAAAAAAAAAAGAAGAUACUUACACAAAGAGAUUUUAGGUUCCUCUUUAUCCACAGGGGUCACCAAAACCGACACAAACCAAAAGGAUCUCACAGGAGCUUUAAUUAAUACGUCUAUCCUAUGUGUGUUUCAGCUUUAACGAGCUGUGUACUGGAUUAUAUUUUUGUCCUUGUCUUUAGUAAAGCCAUUUGCACAUUGCAGAAACACAAAUGCAUUUUGGGUAUUUUUUUUAAACUGUGUUCCCUUUAUUUUGUCACCUACAUGAAAUUCAUGUGAAAGACACACUCUCGUUCUCACACUGCUAAUCAGAAUCAUAACACAUUGACGACACUAAGAUGCACUCAGUUUUCUCACCUCCUGGCUUGUAAUAGAUGCCAUGUCUUCCUCUGUUUCACACACAUUAUCUUCAUAGACACAAAUUGUUAUAUCUAAAUUGCACUACAAAUCUAGUAAAAGUACAUAUGAAUGUUUUAAUUUUUAGAAUAUAAUCAGCCUCUGCUCCCAUAACGGCACACCAACAUUGUUUCUGUCUUGGUCUGAUGAUGCAUUUGAAAUCUGCUUCAGUGCU